AUGCUCCCGACUCCGGACCUUCCUCCUCUAGCGGAGACGGUGUACGAGCCAGCGGAAGACUCGUUUCUUUUUCUCGACUGUUUCGAAGAGCUCCGGCCCUCUCGAGCUUUCCCGAUUGUAUGUGAGAUUGGCGCCGGCUCGGGCGUUGUUUCGACUUUCCUCAAGGCCCAUGUCUUUCCUGAUGGGACUUUUUUUGCCACAGACGUCAAUCCGGCCGCCUGUCAAGCCGUGGCCGCCACAGCUCGCCUCAACAAGGCUGACAUAGACCCAUGCCAGAUGUCGUUGACUUCGGCGCUUCGAAAGCGGACAGUGGACGUGUUGGUGUUCAAUCCGCCGUACGUGCCGGCUGAAGACGUGCCGCUGCGUCCUGCUGCGUCCGAGGACCCGGUUUGGCUUGACUUGGCCUUGCUAGGUGGAACUGACGGCAUGGUGGUGACACAGCAGGUUUUGGACUCUCUAGACGACAUAUUGGCCCCGGGAGGCGCUGCUUACAUUCUCUUCUGCGCACGUAAUCGGCCCGACGACGUCGCUCGGCAGAUGAAAGAAAAGGGCUGGCAGGUCGAGGUGGUGGCCCACCGGACGGCAGGAUGGGAAGUUCUCAGCAUCUUGGAAUUCAAGAGGGAGGGACUAUAG
This is a messenger RNA of Clavispora lusitaniae ATCC 42720, 633 nucleotides long. RefSeq names its product S-adenosylmethionine-dependent methyltransferase. Gene Ontology annotation, molecular function: S-adenosylmethionine-dependent methyltransferase activity; nucleic acid binding; protein methyltransferase activity. The record is from RefSeq and is a predicted model, not a curated record. Gene Ontology annotation, cellular component: eRF1 methyltransferase complex. Gene Ontology annotation, biological process: methylation. NCBI's taxonomy places the organism in Eukaryota, Fungi, Ascomycota, Pichiomycetes, Serinales, Metschnikowiaceae.